Molecule: messenger RNA, 3611 nt
Organism: Impatiens glandulifera
Lineage: Eukaryota; Viridiplantae; Streptophyta; Magnoliopsida; Ericales; Balsaminaceae
Product: telomere-associated protein RIF1-like
Exons: 10
Coding region: 10-3276 (1088 amino acids)
Biological process (GO): telomere maintenance
Cellular component (GO): nucleus
Source: RefSeq, a predicted model, not a curated record
AAGAACAGAAUGGCGAAUUUUUCAAUGAAGCUUGAAGAACUCAAAUCGCAUCUAUCAUCAAAUUCCAAAUCAAACAAGUCCUUCGCGUAUUCCACUUUCUCAAAUCUCCAAGAGGAGUCGUGUUCCGGCGCCGAUCCGUCUUGUAUUAAACUUAUAUCGGAUUCCGCACCGGAUUUUCUCCCUUAUAUUCUCUCCGACAUAACCGAUUUGGAUGAAGAAAUUGCAGUACAAGCGUUAAAGUGCCUGGGAUUCAUGAUUUACCAUCCAUCACUGGUGUCAUCGUUCACUGGAAAUGAUGCCAGUCUGAUACUGACCUCAUUGGCUAAAGUAAUCCUAGCCACCAAAAUCAAGUCUGUUUGUAAUUUAGGGAUGUGGUGUUUGUCAGUCCAGCAGCUUCACUCAUUACAUCUAGCCGCCAACUUUCCAUCUUUGCUAAAGGCAAUUAUUCACGCACUGAACAAUCCCAUGUCUUCCCUCUCCACUACAUUUGAGGCUAUGCAGGCUGUGGUUAAGUUGGCAAGUCAGGUGCAAGAAGAGAUGAGGCAUGCCUCUAGUAUAUGGGCUCCUCAAGUCUAUGGAGGGAUUAUCAGUCCUGACAAACGUCUGAGGGAUAUGUCAGAGAGAUGCUUGUUGAAGAUUAAAUCUACAAUAUAUCCUCCUCCUUUAACACUUUCUAAGGCACUUCUCUUAGACCUGAAGAAAAAAUUGCUGCCUGGGAUGAAGUCUUUGCUAGAGCUUGGCUUGAAGACUCAAGCUAUUCAAGCUUGGGGAUGGUAUAUUCGGCUUUUAGGACCAUAUGUUGUGAAGAAUAGACAUCUAGUCAAUGAAAUGCUUAAAGUCCCUGAGAAGACAUUUUCAGAUGUGGACCCACGAGUCCAAAUUGCCUCAAUGGUAGCAUGGGAAGGCCUUAUUGAUGCACUUUUUCUUGCAAGACCAUCUCUUAGGACUAGUACUGAUACUACAUCUGAGCUUGAGAUCCAGGACGGUGUGGAAGAUGGAUAUCCAAAGAGCAUAAAGCUCAUAAUGACACCCUUGAAGGGAAUUUUGUCCAGCAAAUUAGAUCUUUCAGUUCACUCAUCCUGCAUUAAUACAUGGUGUUAUCUGUUGCACAAACUUGACAAGUACGUCAAUUAUCCUUCUGUGAGGAAAACAGUUUUGGAGCCUAUUAUCGAAGCUAUCUUCAGUGUUGGGCCUGACUCUAAUAUUAUUUUGUUAUGGGAUGGCUGCCUAGAUCUUCUUGAUGAUUAUAUCCUGAUGGGAAGCGAACAUGUUGAGAAUCAUUUGAGUAAACAAUUUGAGAAAACUUCCAGCCCUGAGGCUCCAAGUACUUGUCCAAGUCUGUUGAAACACUACCCUAUCAAAUGGUCCCCAUGGGAUCUAAGGGACUUGGGCUUCUGCAUAAAGAUGGUUCACCUUCUCAUUAGUCAAAGUUCAGUCGUGACUGCCUCAGAGAAAGUCAAGAAAUUAGCACUGGAUUCUUCACUAAGGCUCUUUAGAACCAUCCUGAAAGGAGCUCAAAAUGUCCUGAAAAAUCCACUUACUAAUUAUGAUGACGUCAUGCUCUUCUUGACUUCACUUUUAGGGUUUGUCAAGAAAAUAUUUCAGGAUUCAAAGCAAGAAAUGGGAGAAUAUAAUGAUUCGUAUAGUAUUUUGCUUCAGAUUGUAGAGGCAAUCAUUGAGGAGCUAGAACCAUCAAUUCUUGGUUCUCCUAUUUAUAAGUUGGCACUAGAUGUAGAUAAUAUUUCCAAUUCAGAGUCGAUAAAUGAGACUAAGCUGAGCCAGGUAGUUCAUUUUAGGCUUUUUAGCUGUACCACCUACAUGAACAAGGUUUCACCUAUUGGUUACUUGACAACAUUCUACUUCUGUGGGGUAUUCAGAUCAAGUUUCAAAUACAUGAAGGAAGAAUCCAAUCUGCAGAAAGUUAGCAAAUAUUUUAAAUUUUUGUUACUUUCUUUUGGGCCAUCUGAAAUUCUCCAAGUCGUUACUGGUUUGAUCAAUUCACACAUGGGAUUUUCCUAUUUAAAGGCUUGGACAGCAAUAGCAAAUGGCCUCAAAGACUUCAUAGAUGAAACAAAGAACAGUUCUCUGUUGAAACAACAUUCUGAUCUUCCUGGCUACACUGGUAUCUUGCAUGUUCUGGCCUACCCUUUUGCCGUAUGUUCCUUGUUAGAGGAAUUGAACACUCAGAAGUCUACUGAAUGUAAAUUUGAGUUCGAACAAGUUGUUAAUGCAUGGAAGCUACUAUACAUCUCUGCUAAUUGCGCUUCACUUGUUGAGAGCUCCAUUUUAAAUGGUUUUGCGGAUGACUUGGUAUCAAUUUUGAGAAACAUGACAGAAUGUAUUUCUGAUCUUGAUUUAUGUGAUGAAAACCUGAAUUUUCAUGUCCUUUCUUUAUAUGGAAAUACCGUGGCAUCUAUUCUGGAGCAUAUCAAACUUUCUGCAAGUAGCUCAGAAAGAAGUAAGAACAAAGAUGGAGGUGAGCGUGAGCGAUCAAGUAAUAUCAACAAUAUCUUGGAAUUCUCUGCCAGAUCCAUGAGCUUGUUAUACAUGAAGGAAGAUAAAGCUUCAUUUGCAGGCCUUGAUGUAACAAUAAGGGUUUUCUGCGCACUUACCCACUUUGUCAGCAGCCUUUACUUGAAGGAAGAUAUCCUUUCAUUCAUCAAGGUCUCAUAUGAUCCCUUGAUCGAGUGGUUAUCGUGGUCGGAAACAACACAAAAUGUCAGCAUAAUUAGCAAUCUUCAAUUGCUGUGGACUGAAACCCUUAACUGCUUGCAGAGAAGUCAUCCACCAAUAGUAUUUAAUUCUACCUUCCUCGAAAAACAAGCAGCUCUCCUCGAGCAAACACUCGACCACUCGAAUCCCUCCAUCUCGUGCCCCACAAUCAAAUUCUGGAACUCCACUUAUGGAGAACAUAUGGAAUUAGAUUAUCCACCUAGCUUACUUCCUGUGUUGGAUAAACUUUCAAGGAGCAGGAAAAUAAAACUUUGCAAAAACACUCAGACUAAAUGUCAAGAGUCUACAACAACAGAUACAAGGUUAUUAUAUAUGGUUAAUGCUACACAGAAAAUUAGUUCAAAAAGAGUUGAGUUUGUGGAUAAGGAGUUUUCAUUGGGUAAAAGAAAAAGGCUUUUAGAACUAACUGAGCAUCAGAAAGAAGUGAGACGAGCUCAGCAAGGACGGACAAGGGAUAGCAGUGGACAUGGACCGGGGAUCAGGACAUACACCAGUGCAGAUUUCUCUCAAGGGGACGAAACUUCGCAAGAUUUCAGAUUAUGAAUCCAUCAUGCUCAGUUAUUAGAUAUUUGAACUAAAGGAAAGUCUUACCACUCUGAAAUAAGCAUAUGAUUGAAGUGAGGUAUCAUGAUGAAGAAUUGACAAUGGGUUAUUGUGAUAGCCUCCCUCAGGGAUUAAUCGAGGUGCGUUUCUGAAAAGCAAUACAUGUAUGUAUAUAAUUUGCUAUUCGAGCUUGGUUUUUGAUUAUUGGUGUACCUUUCAAGCUAUGUAAUCUGUCCAAAUAUAUAGAAUGAACUAUGAAGUGCCUUAACUUAAGGAGGUUAUACAAAUACAAAUUUGCUUAAAAAAAAUGUAGUUUUUUGUAAUGGUGAUUUUAA